AUGUUCUCUCAGAAAGUUGCUCAGCAGUCUCUGCGACGGCUUGCCGUCCAGCAGCCGAACCUCAUGCAGUCAAUGGUGAUGCGCGCUUCGCCCGCUUCCAUUGCGCUCGGCAACGUCCAGAAGAGAUCCGUCUCUUCCAACAACGAGGAAGCUACUCAGAUCCUGAUCAAGCAGCGCCUUAACCGCCCUGUCGCCCCUCACCUGUCUAUCUACAAGCCCCAGAUCGGCUGGAUCGGUUCCUCCCUCCACCGUAUCUCUGGUGUCGCCCUCUCCGGCACUCUCUACCUGUGGGCCGCCGCCUACCUCGCCUCCCCCACCUUCGGCUGGCACCUGGAGUCUGCCUCCAUGGUUGCUGCUAUGGGCGCUCUUCCCGUCGCCGCCAAGGUCCUGCUCAAGACCACCUUGGCCCUCCCCUUCACCUACCACGCCAUGAACGGUAUCCGUCACUUGACCUGGGAUCUGGGCCGUGCCCUGACCAACCCUGCCAUCAUUCGCUCUGGCUGGGCCGUCAUGGGCCUGAGCGUUACCAGUGCGGUUGCUCUUGCUUUGCUGUGA
This is a messenger RNA of Penicillium odoratum, 555 nucleotides long. RefSeq lists its product as uncharacterized. Gene Ontology annotation, cellular component: membrane. NCBI's taxonomy places the organism in Eukaryota, Fungi, Ascomycota, Eurotiomycetes, Eurotiales, Aspergillaceae. The record is from RefSeq and is a predicted model, not a curated record. Gene Ontology annotation, molecular function: electron transfer activity; succinate dehydrogenase activity. Bases 1 to 555 code for a protein of 184 amino acids. The transcript has 3 exons. Gene Ontology annotation, biological process: mitochondrial electron transport, succinate to ubiquinone; tricarboxylic acid cycle.